GUGAAUAUACUGACACAUACAAGUAAAGUGAAAUAUACUACAAAGCAAAGAGCCCAGUUGGAAAAAUUAAAGAAGGAACAUGAAGAAGAAAAAGACUUGAAAGUGCUUUUCGGUAGUGGAAAUGAUGCAUCAGAAUGCAUGGAUUUUCCUGGGGGUACAACUUCCUCGAUUCCAAAUUCCAGCCCUGACCGAACAACCUCUGGAUGUUGCACACAGCGGCGCUGUGUGGGAUAUAUUUCUCCGGGAGGAUGUGACUAAGUUAACACAAUACUUACAGAAGCACUGGAAAGAGUUUCGUCACACAAAAAAUGAUCCUGUCAAUUCUGUCACUCAUCCUAUUCAUGACCAGACAUUUUAUCUCAAUGAGAAGCACAAGAAACAGCUGAAAGAUGAAUUCAAUGUUGAGCCUUGGACAUGCAUUUGAGCAAUACCUUGGGGAGGCUGUUUUUAUUCCUGCAGGAUGCCCACAUCAGAGGAGUUUCGCUUGCUUCCCAAAUUGCACAGAUCGAAGCAAGAUAUAUUGAUUUGUUAAGCUCUCAUUGCUAAGCAAUUAUGCACAUGCACUACAUAAAUUUGUAAAAUUCUUAGCAUAAGAACAGACUUGUUAGUGAAACUGAUCAUCUUAAAAAAUGUCCAUAACAGACCUGCUCUUUUAUUAUGUUUGCAUAUGUUUAUAGGUGACAAAAUUGACGCUUUAUGGCGCUAUUGAAGAGGCGAGGAAUCUCAUGAAAAAACUUUCGUGAGUUUGUUUUUAGCGUUUCUAAUAAAACACUUUUGUUACAUUAAUUCAGAUUAUUUCAUAUUUCAUUAAAUGUGAUUUUGUUGCUCGAUGGAUUUCCGACAUUGUAGUGGUGGGGUGGUUCAAGAGAAGAGAGUCAUGGAGCCUAUCUAUAAUCCUAUCAUGUCAUCAGCCGCUAGGGUUUUUUGGAGUCUCCCUUGAGGAUUUGUGUUGAGAAUGUAUAUUUGUUUUCACAUUUACAUUCAGUCAAAUGAUUUGAGUUGCAGAAUACUAGAAUGCAUUCGGUUUUGUCAAUAUAUUAAUUUUACAUUGUUAGUGACUUGAGGUGUCAAUACUAUUACUAUGUCGAGCUCUCACAGGUUAGUUUAUAUUAAGG
This is a messenger RNA of Cuscuta europaea, 1115 nucleotides long. The record is from the annotation of a GenBank genome assembly. NCBI's taxonomy places the organism in Eukaryota, Viridiplantae, Streptophyta, Magnoliopsida, Solanales, Convolvulaceae.